Messenger RNA from Exophiala bonariae, 1218 nucleotides. RefSeq lists its product as uncharacterized. Lineage: Eukaryota; Fungi; Ascomycota; Eurotiomycetes; Chaetothyriales; Herpotrichiellaceae. The record is from RefSeq and is a predicted model, not a curated record. The transcript has a single exon. Bases 1 to 1218 code for a protein of 405 amino acids.
AUGUCGUUAGACAACAACACCAAUAACAACCCGUCUUCACCAUCAACACAACGCUCAUUAAACACGACUUUGUCAUCCGACAUAUCCAAACUCUCACUCCCGCAGACCACCGAACCACCAGGACCAUCCAACCCACCCAAGCAAAAGGUAUGGCUAGUAUUCGGCGCGACCGGCCACAUGGGACGCUCCAUUGUAAAAGCGGCCUUACAGCACGGUGACAUCGCCAUCGCUGUGGGCCAGUCCCACGUGGACUCACAGACAUCGAUGCAGAAGUGGCACGACGACUCAGAUCGCUACUUGGGACUCCUAUGCGACGUGCGCAUCCGCUCCACGGUGAGUAGAGUACUCGAACAGGCCAUGAGGCAGUUCCGACGGCUCGACAUCAUAGCCAACUGCACCGGGUAUGGUGUGAUCGGGGCGUGCGAGGACCAGGACGAAGCCGAGAUCCGCAACCAAUUCGAGACCAACUUCAUGGGCACGCUGAACAUCAUCCAGCUCUCACUGCCCUACUUCCGCAAACGCCAGGCCGGGCGGUACCUAAUCUUCAGCUCGACAUCCGGGGCGUUGGGCGUGCCGGGCCAGGGGCCGUAUUGCGCGAGCAAGUACGCCGUCGAGGGGCUGAUCGAGAGCAUGCUGUACGAGGUUGACGGCUUCGACAUCCGCUCGACCCUCGUUGAACCGGGCCACCUGCGCCGCGACGACGUGCACACCAUGGCCAACGGCGUCAAGCUGCCAAUCUUCGGGCACUUCAAGGUCGCCAAGCCGUCGGAGCCGUACAUGGCGAAAGACUCGCCCGCGGGCCAUGCGAAGCGCACGCUACAGUGGAUCGGCGAACAUCAGAACACCAGCGUCGUCAAGGCCGCCGAGCUGGUCUGGCAGCUGGGGCAUUGCAGCUAUCCGCCGCUGCGGCUGCUGCUCGGCACGUACGCCGUCGAGAGCAUUCGCGACCGUCUCAAGAGCGUCACCGAGGAGAUUGAGGACUGGAAGCAUUUGCAUUUUCCGCCGUUGGAGGGCCAUGAGGAGAAGGAAGGGGAUGAUGAUAAUGAGGGGGACGACGAUCAAGAGGGCGAAGGCGACGGUGACGAGAAAGAUGGAGAUGCGAAGGACGACGGCAAUGAUGAUGAUGUCGAUGAGGACGAUCAGGACGACAACGACAACGACCAGGACAUCAAGAUCAUCAAGGUGGAAAACUCGGGAGAUGUGGAAAUGAAUGAUUGA